Molecule: messenger RNA, 2649 nt
Organism: Australozyma saopauloensis
Lineage: Eukaryota; Fungi; Ascomycota; Pichiomycetes; Serinales; Metschnikowiaceae
Exons: 1
Coding region: 1-2649 (882 amino acids)
Cellular component (GO): plasma membrane
Molecular function (GO): calcium-activated cation channel activity
Source: RefSeq, a predicted model, not a curated record
AUGUCUGAGAAUCAAGGAACUUCUACACUGGCCGUUCUUACGGCGCUCUCGGCCAACGCCAUCACCUUUGGCGCCUUCAUGGGAGCAUUUAUCUUGUUUCGAGUAAAAUUCAAACGUAUUUAUGCCCCCAAAAGCUCGUUUGAUUUGGUUCCAGAGGACAAGAAACCAGACCCAUUACCGCUUGAUCCGUUGCGAUGGAUCUUCAUUCUUCUACGAAAACCACCCAGUUUCUUCAUCCAGCAAUGUGGGCUUGACGGAUACUUAUUCUUGAGAUAUCUUAUCGUCAUGGGGCUGACGUUUGCCAUUGGUAUAUUGAUCUGGGUGGUCCUACUCCCAAUCAAUGCAGUGGGAGGCCGGGGAAACGGAGGUCUCGAUCGUUUGUCAAUUUCCAACGUGAAAGAUCCGCACCGCUACUAUGCGCACGCGUUUAUGUCUUGGGUGUUUUAUGGUGGUGUCAUUUUUGUAAUUUACCGUGAGCUCUACUUCUACAACUCUUUGAGAACGGCGGUUAUGACAUCCCCUUUGUAUGCAUCCAAAUUGUCAUCUAGAACCGUAUUGUUUCAGUCUGUUCCUGACUCAUGGUUGGAUGAGAAGCAAUUUUUCAAGUUAUUUAAUGGAGUCAAGCGCAUCUAUGUUACAAGAAAUGUCAGAAAAUUGGUUCUGAAGGUCAACAAAAGACAAGCAUUGGCAAUGCAACUAGAGGCAGCAACCACCAAACUCUUGAAAACAGGAAUAAAAAAUAAAUCCAAGGCAGACAAGAAGGCUAACAAAGAGAAGAAGUACAAGAACAAGACUCUGGAGGUCGAUGAUACAGCUAAACUGAUUCAAGAGUUCGAGUUGUUGGAUGCAACCGUUAAAGGUAUCGACCACUGGGUUCCUGAAGAGAAAAGACCUCGCCAACGUGAGGGCGGUCUUUUCUCCAAGAAAAUUGACACAAUUGAGUACUGUAGAAAAGAACUCAAGACGCUCGACGACGAGAUUUAUACCCUCCAAAAGAGAUAUAGAAAGUUCCACCCCAAGAACUCGAUAUUCGUUGAGUUUGAAGAUCAGUAUUCUGCUGAAAUUGCCCAUCAAUGUGUCUUGAAUCAUUCGCCUUUUACCAUGACUCCAUCUUACAUUGGUGUUGAGCCUUCUGAUAUCGAUUGGAUGAAUAUGAGAUUAUUUUGGUGGGAGAAAAUCGUUCGUAAUGUGAUUGCAAUUGCUGUUGUGUGCGUAUUGGUGAUCUUUUGGGCCACACCAGUUGCAUUUGUCGGUAUGAUAUCCAAUAUCAACUAUAUAACAGAAAAGAUCCAUUUCUUGAGCUUCAUCAAGAAAACUCCUAAAUGGUUGCUCGGAUUCAUCACAGGUCUUUUGCCGACUGUGUUAUUGGCAUUGUUAUUGACCUUGUUGCCCAUGUUCAUUAGAGCCAUGGCCAAGACAGCGGGCGCACCAUCUUAUCAGGAGCGGGAGAGAUUUACUCAUAAUGCUUACUUCUUCUUUUUGUUCGUGAACAGUUUUUUGAUUACUGCACUUGCUUCGUCUGCUGUGGCAACAAUUCAAAGUAUAAUCGACAAUCCGGCAUCUGUUCUCUCUAUUUUGGCAGACAAUUUACCCAAAUCGUCGAACUUUUAUAUCUCUUAUCUUUUGUUGCAAGCUUUUACUAUCGCCGGUGGUUCUCUUCUCCAAGUUGUUGGAUUGGUGCUCUACUUUGUGCUCGGUGCCGCUUUUGAUACAACUCUUCGCAAGAAGUGGGACCGAUUUUCCGUAUUGGGAAGUUUGGAUUGGGGCACAACUUUCCCCAUCUUCAUUAAUUUGGUUUGUAUUUCGCUAGCGUUCUCAAUCAUUGCGCCUAUGAUCCUAUUAUUUGCAGCCGCCGCCAUGCUCUUAUCCUACAUUGCGUACGCUCACAAUCUUUCAUUCGUUUUUGUCGAAAGUCCGAACUGCCGUGGACGUCACUAUUCCAAAGCUUUAUUCCAAACAUUCACUGGCCUCUACACUGGUCAGGUUUGUUUGUUAGGUUUGUUUAUAGUGGGAAAAGGCUAUGGCCCAAUCGUACUACAAGCGAUAGGUCUUGGAUUCACCGCCUUUGCUCACAUCCAACUCAAGAGAGCUUUUGGAAGACAGAUCGAGUAUACGCCACUAGAUGCUAUGAGGGCUCUAGAUGGUGUGUCUACCACCCAUUCAUUCUCGGGUCAUUCAGAGUAUCUGCGGAAGAUUCUUGGAUUCAAGGAAAAUUUUGCCUCCCAAGAUUUUAUCGACCGUGAGAAACUCGUUCAUGCUGCUACUAGACAAGAAAUUGACGAGAAGCUACACCCUGAGGACUCAACUAGUGUUGCAGUGCCCCUUAUGGCAGAUAGAGACUUCAAGAAAACAAAGCAUAACAAUUUUAUCGUUCGAUUCCUUCGACCAGAUGUCUACAUGUCUUUUCUUCGCGUCAAAGAACUCUUACCGAAGUUCUACUAUGAUGUGACUCCAUACGAGGACGACAAGACAGCAUACUUUCAACCUGUGAGCGCUGCGAAAAUGCCAGUACUCUGGAUUCCACAAGAUCCUUAUGGUUGGUCAACGCAAGAGAUAGAGAAGAACAAGCGGGUGUUGAAGAUGUAUGACACCAACUCAGGCUUCAAUUCCAAGGGCGGCAUUGAAUUCUUGGGGCCACCACCUUACUAA